Messenger RNA from Lasiosphaeria miniovina, 1374 nucleotides. Its product is annotated as acid phosphatase-domain-containing protein. The record is from RefSeq and is a predicted model, not a curated record. The coding region runs from base 1 to 1374 and encodes 457 amino acids. The transcript has 10 exons. Gene Ontology annotation, molecular function: acid phosphatase activity. Lineage: Eukaryota; Fungi; Ascomycota; Sordariomycetes; Sordariales; Lasiosphaeriaceae.
AUGGCGAGCCGUUGGCAACCUGCUCCUGUUAUUCCCAACAUUACGUCAUCGUCGAGGUCGCGAGAUCCACCUCCUUUCAUUCCGCCAGAGUUGUUUCCCAAGGUUGUCGGAAUAGAUCUCGACGGCACUUUUUGGACCAAUUGGCUCAACAAGGACGAGGUUGGAAUCAGGGGGCAGGUUACGCAGGAACAGAGAGACAACCUUGAGCAUUACAUAACCCCAGACGGGGCAACACAGCAAGUUCGGGACAAAACGAAUCCGAAACGCAUGUUUGUCAACAUGUCGUACCACAUGCCUCAAAUCAUCAGGGACCUCAAAAACAACGGGGUGAAAAUCGCUAUUGUGUCGAAAAACACAAGCAAGGACCUAACCGACCGAGCAUUGUACUACUUCAAUAUGGCCGACCCAUCGCACAUUCAGCCACUGAGAGAGCAAGAGGCGAGAAACAUAAAGAUGAUUAGCCAGGUUGACUACAACGAAGUCUAUGACGAAUCAAAGCAGGUCCAUUUUGCGAAGAUUAAAGGCUGGAGCGGAGCCAGCUACGACCAGAUGCUUUUCUUCGACGACCAACCUGUCAACAUGGAUGUCGAGCUAUGGCAGGGCGUCACGUUCUUCAAGGUUUCUGAUCCAACCCAUGGCUUGUCGUAUAUCGACUAUCUGCAAGGACUCGAGCUCUGGCGCCGAAACAGGGACAUCAGGCACAAGAUACCGAUGAUGCUUGGUCAAGACUCUAAUGUCGGCCACGUUGGCUAUGUUGGCUCCGACGCGGCCACUAAGGACCGCUACGCCGCUGGAAAGCGCCGCCUGAAGAGCGGCCGCCCAUCGCGAUGGGGGCAUGCGCUGUAUGUUGCCGACGACCCAGACACUGCCUGCGUCUUUUCCAUGUGGGGGCGUGAAAGCGAUCCAAAGACGAAUCACUGGAUCUCGGCUGUUUUUGUUCGAGAUCGGAAGGCAUGGUUGGAUUUGCCAAAGGUCUGGGUGCCGGAAUUCAAAUCCGUCAAGCAGACGCCAACCAACACGCUGCCGACCGAAGAGGAGGCUGCCAACAUCCAGCAGGCCCGCGACGAAUUCAUCACCAAGACGUACGGUGUCAAAAAGCCCUACGUCCUGUUUUCCAGGCACCACUACAUGGACGUAUUUAAGGAUACCCGGAUACCUCAAGGCUCGAGGUUCAACGAGCUGGUGGUGUAUCCGCAGAUUCAAGACGCACUGUUCUUCUGCGUGCCCAUACAAAAUCAUGCCGGAGACCUCCUCCACGGCCCAACUAGGACCCUCGGCCAUCUUAACUACAACAGCAGGUUUCAUGAUUGGGGAAUCAAGAAGAAUUCAGAAACCGAAAGAGACUUUUGGGAAAAGGGGGAAGCUUGGGCGUGA